This is a messenger RNA of Propithecus coquereli (Coquerel's sifaka), 3434 nucleotides long. RefSeq names its product MCF.2 cell line derived transforming sequence (gene MCF2). Gene Ontology annotation, cellular component: cytoplasm. The record is from RefSeq and is a predicted model, not a curated record. Gene Ontology annotation, biological process: dendrite development; intracellular signal transduction. The coding region runs from base 126 to 3077 and encodes 983 amino acids. Gene Ontology annotation, molecular function: guanyl-nucleotide exchange factor activity. Lineage: Eukaryota; Metazoa; Chordata; Mammalia; Primates; Indriidae. The transcript is spliced from 26 exons.
UGUCCCAAGCUGCCGCCUCGGCGCCAUGGACCCCUGUGCUGUGCAGCAGAAGCCCGGGCCUUUCCCUGAACCCGGACGGCUGCACUUUUGUCCCGAUCGCCCAGGCGAUCCCUCUGCAGGUGGACAUGGCCAUGGCCCUGCAGCGCGUGAGGAUUGCCGAGAAGUACGGGAAGAGCUACCUCUGCCUCCUGCAAGCGGUCUUCUUCGCAGAAACUGAGCUGCUCCUCCGUGUAAAGGACAUCAGUCAUUUCUUAAUGCAAGACAUCGCCUUUUUGUCUGGUGGCCGGGGAAAGGACAAUGCUUGGAUCAUUACGUUUCCAGAAAACUGUAAUUUUAGAUGUAUACCAGAGGAAGUAAUAGCAAAAGUACUCACUUACCUCACAUCUAUUGCAAGGCAAAAUGGAUCUGACUCCCGGUUUACCAUUAUUUUGGAUCGAAGAUUGGAUACAUGGUCUUCUCUCAAAAUUUCUCUCCAAAAAAUCUCAGCUUCGUUCCCUGGGAACCUGCAUUUGGUUUUGGUUUUACGUCCUACCAGUUUUCUUCAACGAACUUUCACAGACAUUGGGUUUCGAUUUAGUCAAGAGGAUUUCAUGCUCAAAUUACCGGUUGUUAUGCUGAGCUCAGUUAGUGAUUUGCUGACAUACAUUGAUGACAAGCAAUUAACCCCUGAGUUAGGCGGCACCUUGCAGUACUGCCACAGUGAAUGGAUCAUCUUCAGAAAUGCUAUAGAAAAUUUUGCCCUCACAGUGAAGGAAAUGGCUCAGAUGUUACAGUCCUUCGGAACUGAACUGGCUGAGACAGAACUACCAGAUGAUAUUCCUUCAAUUGAAGAAAUUCUGGCAAUUCGUGCUGAAAGGUAUCAUCUGUUGAAGGAUGAUAUUACAGCUGUAACCAAAGAAGGAAAAAUUCUGCUAACAAAUCUGGAAGUGCCUGACACUGAAGGAGCUGUCACUUCAAGACUAGAACGUCAUCAGCAAAUAACUGGUGACUGGCAAACUAUUAAUAAAUUGCUGACUCAAGUACGUGAUAUGGAAACAGCUUUUGAUGGAUUUUGGGAAAAACACCAAUUAAAAAUGGAGCAGUAUCUGCAACUAUGGAAGUUUGAGCAGGAUUUUCAAGAGCUCGUGACUGAAAUUGAAUUUCUAUUAAACCAACAAGCAGAGCUGGCCGAUGUAACAGGGAAUAUAGCUCAAGUAAAACAAAAAAUAAAAAAGUUGGAAAGCUUAGAUGAAAACUCUCAGGAUCUGUUAGCAAAGGCCCGAUUUGUGAUAUUACAUGGACACAGGCUUGCUGCAAAUCACCAUUAUGCACUUGAUUUAAUCUGCCAGAGGUGCAAUGAGCUACGUUACCUUUCUGAUAUUUUGGUUAAUGAGAUCAACACAAAACGGGUACAGCUCAGCAGGACCUUGAAAAUGCAUAAACUCCUCCAGCAGGCUCGUCAGUGCUGUGAUGAAGGGGAAUGCCUUCUAGCUAACCAGGAAAUAGAUAAGUUUCAGUCUAAAGAGGAUGCUCAGAAAGCCCUCCAAGACAUUGAAAAUUUUCUUGAAAUGGCUUUACCCUUUAUAAAUUAUGAUGUUGAAACUCUACAGUAUGAAUUUGAUGUAAUUUUAUCUCCUGAACUCAAGGUCCAAAUGCAGACUAUACAACUCAAGCUUGAAAAUAUUCGAAGUACAUUUGAGAACCAGCAGGCUGGUUUCAGGAACCUGACGGAUAAGCAUGUGAGGCCAAUCCAAUUUGUGGUACCUACACCUGAAAAUUUGAUCAGAUCUAGAGCUCCAUUUUUUUCAUCUAAACAUGGGAAGAAGACUUGGAGACGAAAUCAGAGCAACUUAAAAAUUGAAGUGGUGCAUGAUUGCCGGGAGCAGAGAAGUUCUGGUCAAUCCUCCAGUUUGGACAAUGCUAAUAGCUUGGAUGUUUUAAAGAACCAUGUCCUAAAUGAGCUGAUACAGACUGAAAGGGUAUAUGUUCGAGAGCUAUUUACUGUUUUGUUGGGCUAUAGGGCAGAGAUGGAUAAUCCAGAGAUGUUUGAUCUUAUGCCACCUCUCCUGAGAAAUAAAAAGGACAUUCUCUUUGGAAAUAUGGCAGAAAUAUAUGAAUUCCAUAACAGCAUUUUCAUGAGCAGCCUGGAAAAUUGCACUGACGCUCCAGAAAGAGUGGGACCUUGUUUCCUGGAAAGGAAGGAUGAUUUUCAGAUGUAUGCAAAAUAUUGUCAGAAUAAGCCCAGAUCAGAGACGAUUUGGAAGAAGUAUUCAGAAUGCGCCUUUUUCCAGGAAUGUCAAAGAAAAUUAAACCACAGACUUGGUCUGGAUUCCUAUUUACUCAAACCAGUGCAACGAAUCACUAAAUACCAGUUACUGUUGAAGGAGCUAUUAAAAUAUAGCAAAGACUGUGAAGGAUCUGCUCAGUUAAAAGAGGCACUUGACACAAUGCUCGAUUUACUGAAGUCAGUUAAUGACUCCAUGCAUCAGAUCGCAAUAAAUGGGUAUAUUGGAAACUUAAAUGAGCUGGGCAAGAUGAUAAUACAAGGUGGAUUCAGUGUUUGGAUAGGACACAGGAAAGGUGCUACAAAAAUGAAGGAUUUUGCUAGAUUCAAACCAAUGCAGCGACACCUUUUCUUGUAUGAGAAAGCCAUUAUUUUUUGUAAAAGACGUGUUGAAAGUGGAGAGGGCGCUGAUAGAUACCCGUCAUACAGUUUUAAGCACUGCUUGAAAAUGGAUGAAGUUGGAAUCACCGAAUAUGUAAAAGGUGAUAACCGCAAGUUUGAAAUCUGGUAUGGUGGGAAAGAAGAAGCUUAUAUUGUCCAGGCUCCUAAUGUAGAUGUAAAGAUGUCAUGGGUAAAAGAAAUAAGAAAUAUUUUGCUGAAGCAACAGGAACUUAUGACAGUUAAAAAACAAAAGCAACAGAAUCAGUUAACAGAACAGGAUCAGCUUUCUCCUCAGCAGAAUGAUGGAGACCUGUGUCGGAGAUGGCUCUCCUAUUUUGAUGAAGCUACUAUGCAAAUGGCAAGUAGCCCUUUCCUGCCUGCUCCUCAGCCCAUUUGGAAAAAAUACUACUCGCAAGACAUUCAGCCCAAAUGAUGUGGAUGUUGUUUUCAGGUUAAUUCCCUUGGACACACAAACAAUCAACAGCACAUAAUUAUUUCUUUUCUUUCAUUUUAUAAAAAUUUUAAUUGUACUCUUUCCUUUUAAAAUCAUGUAUUCAAUGUGUAAGAUAUUGUGCAGGAAAGAUUCUCAUCUCAGAAUACUUUUGGACUUGAAAAUCAUUUCUUCCCUGUCUACUUUGUAACCAAAUGCAAUCAGUGUGCCUUGUAUUAUUUAGCUUAUUAAUGAAUUGAGUUAAAAUUAUGGCUGCAAAAUGACUAAGGUCAAGUAAAGCACAACAUUAGGCUUUAAUAUGCUUUAAUUGGACCCAGAGCUUUUGUGCCCAUUAUUUUA